This is a messenger RNA of Plasmopara halstedii, 342 nucleotides long. RefSeq lists its product as uncharacterized. The transcript is spliced from 2 exons. Lineage: Eukaryota; Oomycota; Peronosporomycetes; Peronosporales; Peronosporaceae. The record is from RefSeq and is a predicted model, not a curated record. Bases 1 to 342 code for a protein of 113 amino acids.
AUGAUGUUUGUACCCUUUGAAAAUGACUAUGUUUCUGUCAAUCAACUGGUGGCGCUUGUGUCGGUUUUACGUGCUGAAUAUGAUAUUGUACUUCAAGUCAAAUCAAUCUCGCUCGAUGCGCGAGCUGGAUUAAUUGAAAAUGGUCAAAUUAUAGCAAAACGUUUAGUUAAGUUUUAUGCAAGCGCCGGAACGGUGUUACUUAUUCGCCCGCAUACCUUGCGCUCAACGCUUUUUACAAGGUUAAAAGUGCAACCUGUAACCAAGCACAAUUGCAGUAUGUCCGUGAUUUCCGAAAACUGCGACUUCUGUGACUCUUGGCAGCCCGCCAGUGAAUUUUUAUAA